GUUACUGGGCAUCUCUAAGGUGUUGAAGGCAGGAACUAAUUGACGUAUUGUUUAUAACCUAGAAGUGAAAUUAGUGAACUAUUUUAAUGUUUUUAAUCAGUUGAAUUUCAUUAUGAUAACUUUUCACUCAAUAUAUACUUAUUUGUAUUGGUUUUUUCGGCCCUGUAUUAAAUGGUUUUUGAGGAAAACCACCAAACUUUGUGAGUUACAAAGAAUCUGCUAUGGUGAGCCAGUAGGUUAUCCUAGAUCUCACGGAGUGGAAGAGUCUUUAAACCUGUCAAGAAAUGAGUACAUAAAAGACUUAAUUACGUACUUAAAUAAAUUGAGUGAUGAGAAGAAACUAAGUGGUCCUAUGUACAAGGCUGCACUUGAGAAGUCUGUGCAUGUUGUAGUGUUAGCAAAGAAAAUAAACCCAACCAUUCAUCGCCAGUUUUUAAAGUCCUUUGGAAGGUGUGUUGAACAUGUAUGGGGAUAUCGACAACUCCUGCAAGAAAUUGAAAGCUUGAGAUUGACUCAGUUUGAUUCUGAAGAUGAAAGCCAUGAAGAAAAACUCAUGAAACUGUGGAAUAAGCUGAAACCAGACGAACCAUUGACUUCAAGAACUUCGAAGCAGUGGCGAGAAAUAGGAUUUCAAGGUGAUGAUCCAAAGACUGAUUUUCGAGGGAUGGGGAUUCUAGGUCUUGACAAUCUCAUUUAUUUUGCUGAAGAGUAUCCUGGACCAGCUGGUCAUGUUCUUUCACAUUCCUUACAUCCAAAGUAUGGUUAUGACUUUGCUAUUGUUGGAAUAAAUUUGACCAGCAUGGCAUAUCAUUUGUUUAAAGAUGGUGCUGCCAAGACACAUGUGUACAAUGCUACAAAGAGCUUACCUAGUAUUAGAAUUUUUCACCAAUUUUAUUGUUACUUGUUCUAUGAGUUUGACAGAUUUUGGCUUCAGUCAAAGCCAAACAUUAUGGAAUUUAGCUUUAUUAGGGAAAAAUUUGAGAAUAACAUUCGUACAUUCCUCUCAAAUCCCUCUGCUGUCUGUAAGAUAAAUAUACCAGUAGAUACAGUUUAAUAUAAGGAAGUGUUUUAAGAGGGAUAGACUGAAUGAUUUAUAUUUUAUUUCUGUGUUUAUUGUGUUGUACUUAAAAGGAUUUUUAGUAAACUACUAAAUAUAAUUUAUGUUCAUUUUGUAUAACAAGAGCUGUUUUGCUUCAAUGCUCAGACUGCCCUAGCUAAUAGGCUAAAUUUUAAAAAACCUUUCUCUUGUUAACUGUUUUAUGACAUGUGCCUGUUUUGUGCAAUUUUUCAGGAAACUUUCAAUAUUAAUUAGUCUAUUUAGUUGUGUUGCUAUGAAGUACAUUUACUUUACUUGUACAUUUUAUGGCGUAGCACGGAAACAUUCAUUUCCAAAUUCUUUAAAGAAAAUAAUCAUUGUUCUCAGUUUGUUAUAUUGGUUUUUUAUAUAAUAUUAAAUUAAUACACUGCCAUUUUAAAUAAAUUAAUUUGCUUUUUCAACAUUUACAGUACUAUUUAACUUUUGAUACUAAUUAAUCUUAUUAGUUUAGGUUGUGAGUUGAAGUUGCUGUACUGUUAAUUUUGUUGUUCAAAACCAUUAUUUUUCCAAAUUCUUUGACUAAGCUUAUCACAAAAUAUAUAUUGUUUCUCAUUUUGUUAUAUUGUUGUUUCAUGUACUGUUAGUAUUGAUUAAAAAUUUAAAGUUAAUGUACUGCCUUAGAUAUAAAAUACAGUACUGAUAAGUUUAAUUAGUUGUAUUGUUACAAGGUAAAAUCGUUUUACAUACAUGUUAAUUUUAAUGACGUCUUAUAAAAACAUUCAUCUGUAAAUUCUUUGAAAUAACAAAUAAACAUUGUUCUCAGA
Messenger RNA from Homalodisca vitripennis (glassy-winged sharpshooter), 1860 nucleotides. Its product is annotated as ELMO domain-containing protein 2-like. Bases 113 to 1054 code for a protein of 313 amino acids. NCBI's taxonomy places the organism in Eukaryota, Metazoa, Arthropoda, Insecta, Hemiptera, Cicadellidae. The record is from RefSeq and is a predicted model, not a curated record. The transcript has a single exon. Gene Ontology annotation, molecular function: GTPase activator activity.